CGUCGCAUUUAUGGCACUCCGUGUUGUUGCAGGAUCCAGACAGGAUCGGGUCUUAGUGGCAAGUACUCCUGUUUCUGUGCACACCACAACUCACUCACGAGAGGGUUCCUCCUCCAGCGCACCCACCUCGUAUGCCGUUGUCUCCUUGACUCGCAGUGAGUGAGAGAGCUACGUCAGUGCCUGGCCGGUUGCAGGAACCAGGGCUACUACCACGGUAGCAGCAGCAUGAGGGAUGAUCGACGAGGCUCAUUGAUGAAGGGAAUCUGUUAGCCUACAAUCCUUCAACAGGAGGUCUUGUUGGUCUUUUAUGGGAGGGUGGUGCUGUGAAUGAGCGGCAUUUAUGAUGCAACUCUCAAGGAGAGCAUCAUGCCUCUCGAACUGAGGGCGGUUUUUCCCCAGUGCUGCAGCUGAUGAUGAUUUGCUUGCAGCCUUGAGUCGGUAAUGGUGACGGGGUUUGUGAUGUAUAGCUCAGUGUGACCAGAGGUGUCUGGUUCCUUGUGCAUGGCUGUUUCUUGAAUUAUGGGGACUGGGUUUUGUGUAAGGUGUUGUUGAGUGAGGCUCAGUGUCUGUCGCAAUUAGAAUGAUCACGGUGGAGUUGUAAUCGCUGCGUGUGGUAGGUGAUGGGGCGAGGGUUGUAGGGAGGUUGCUAAUUGUGGUAGGGACAGGGUCGCAGUCGGUUGCCACGCUUACUGUAUGUUGAAGGAAGGCUGACCUCUCUCACUGUCCCCUCACCCACUGUCACAUCAAUCAAUUUACUGGCCUCGCAGCCAAACGGCGUAGUUCCGGGCUUUCUUUAGCUCUGCACUUCUGGCAGUCGGUUAGGGGAGCUAGGUCAAUAUAUGCUCUCACUGCGGGAAGUCGUUAUCCCAACUUGAGAACUUGUCACGGUUCGUUAUUGAAGUCUGAGUGAGUUAACUCCCCCCCCCCGUUCACUGACUUGGGUGAUCAAAAUGGAGCUACUAGUCGAUCGUUCGAAGAGAUAAUGCAAAAUGCCAAACGAAGAUUCUGUAAAGAAGUCGUUUUCUAGUUUUUAAGCACUGUCAGUCACUUGACCUUUCUCAUCACAUUAGCCAUUGACUUGCGGCUAGCUCGGUUACCGAAUCUGUUACUAGCUUCAUGGCCUGGCUUUCCCUUCCUCCUAAUUCAGGUAUAGAGCAACUAGGAACCAGGACUCCAGCAAUGAAACUUUCCACUAGCAGAAAAAUGAAACUUAGUGGUAUGUUACCGGAGGUUGUAUCAGCAGAGCUAAACUUUCCUGUGAAGGAGGGCUUGCACCUUGAUAGCCCGCGGGGUCAUUUUCGCUCGUUGAGUGCUCCAGAGAAGGCUCCAAAACAAUUAUCUUCAUGGGAUUUUUCUCCUCGCGCUUCCCUUAAUCAAGCUUUGAAAGAGAGUAUUCAAAGCUGGCGUUGGAAAAUGAGGUUUAUGGGCACAGAGGACAGGAAGAAGAGAAUCCUCAACAACCGCCGAGCUUUACUUGAAAAUGAUGUAGCACAGCUCCAGACUCAGCUUGAAGAUGAGAAAGCUGUAAGACAAGGCCUUGAGAGAGCGUUGGUGGGCGUUGAAGGUGCUCCUUCAGCACAAGUACUUCUGUCCAAUUUAGAUCCUCAAACUCAGAAGUUAAUUACAGAGGUGAGUUCACUCGAGAAGGAAGUCAUGCACCUGGAGCAACAUGUCUUGACCUUGUGCCGGGAGGUACUGAACCAGAGGUUAACAGAUCAAGGACAAGGAUUACACUUCGAACCUUCAAGUCCUUAUAGCCACGCUGAGAAGAGACAGGCCUUGGCACAGCGUGGGGAGAUACGAUUUAAGUCGGAGAAGAUGCAGAUGGAUUCUCAGCCUAGGAACGCAUUUCCACAGAGCUGUCAACGGAAUAUGUCAGUAGCAGCUUCUCAGGGCUUCAAGCGACCUCAUUCCUCCAUCUCUAACGAGCACCACAAAACUCGCCACAACUCUUUGCCUGGUGGCACUUUCUACUCCAUUGACGAAGAACCUCGCGAGAUGCAGGACUCCUCCGCAGAACCACCUAUCGUCCCAAAUAUGGAGGCUACACCCCCGAGCCGUUCGAUAAGUGUUCUCAACCCUGGAAACCCAUACUCAUCCCUCCAAGUGGUAUCCAUUCCUGAGCAUUUCAACCGACAGAGUGUGAGCAACGCAUUCGAAACAUCCACUGAUCCAACCAGAAGCCUGGCAGAGCCCACCUCCUCGAACCCAAACAAGCUGUCUGAGGAGCUUGUUCGGUGUAUGGCUGCUAUUUACUGUAAACUCGCUGACCCUCCAUUAACGCAACCGGUUCCCAUCUCCCCUUCAUCUUCCACCUCUUCCUCAACCACCGUUUCCUCGUCCAAUGAUCUUUCCAAUGGUAGUUGGAGCCCUCGCUGGAGGACAGAGAGCGCCGGCUCAUGCGAACUGUCUGGAGAGUUGCCAAGCAGCUCAUUUAAGGACCAGGAAAGGGAUGGGGGUUCAGGUUGCUAUGGCUCUAUGGUUGAAGUUCCCUGGAUCUGUGUUGAUAAAGACCGCCUUCCAUAUGCAGCUCGUGCUCUUCGUAACUUCAGAACAAUGGUGGAGCAACUGGAGCAGGUGAACCCGGGGAAAAUGAACCAUGAGCAGAAGGUUGCCUUCUGGAUCAAUAUUUACAACGCACUCAUGAUGCAUGCAUACUUAGCCUAUGGAAUACCACGGAAUAGGUUGAAGCGAUUGUCGCUGCUGCAAAAGGCUGCAUACAAAGUGGGCGCUCACCUGGUCAACGCCCACACCAUCGAACAUAGCAUUCUUGGUUGUGGAUCCAUCCGUCCAUCUCAGUGGUUCCAAUCCCUAUUAUCACAGGGGACAAAGUUCAAAACCAGGGAUGAAAGGCGCGCUUACGGUUUGCACACACCAGAGCCUCUCGUCUGCUUCGCGCUUUGCUCCGGUGGCCGCUCUGAUCCCGCAAUACGAGUGUACACAGCCACGAAUGUGAAGUCAGAGCUCGAAUCAGCCAAGCUAGACUUCUUACAAGCAAGCAUCAGAAUCCGCGGCGAAAGCAAGGUUCUGUUGCCGCGAAUUCUCGAGUGGUACGCACGGGAGCUGAUGAUGAGUCCCUCGACGUUGCUGCAGCUCGUGGCCAACAAUGUUCCCGGGCAGCUUCAAGCCCAAAUCCAGCAAUGCAUUCAAGCCAAGCCCCACAAGAGCGCCGCGCACUGCCUGGAAUGGAUCCCUCACAGCUUCGGAUUCCGCUACAUUUUCGUGCGAGAGCUCGCACUCCAGUUUCCGGCGUCGGCGCAAUAGGACGGGAAUCCUCGGUGAAUCUUUCGAUGGAUUAUUCUUCUUCGUUUUCCCAGCUGCGUUGGAUCCUGGAAUUGUCUCCGUUCAUACUGCGCUGAAAUGAGAUCGGUGCAUUCAACAGACACCCAAUUAGAUGUGACCUGGUAAGACAUUUGUGGUUGGCUAGAUAGGGGCUGAGCAAACCCAUGUCAAAAAAAAUACACACAAAAAUCACAAUAGAACUAGUGUUGAUUUUCGCUAAUUUUUUUAAUUUAUAUAUAUAUAUAUAUAUAUAUAUACAUCUUUAUGUUAAUAUAUAUGAUCGUUUUUAAAAUCUGGAAACCAAGGUAUUAUUAGUUAUAUUUGUAUAAUUCAACUACAUGUGAUA
This is a messenger RNA of Physcomitrium patens, 3628 nucleotides long. The record is from RefSeq and is a predicted model, not a curated record. NCBI's taxonomy places the organism in Eukaryota, Viridiplantae, Streptophyta, Bryopsida, Funariales, Funariaceae.